ACUGCGGCAAAGUAAUUAAUUGACAAAAUGUUGAGUGAGAUGAAUCCUCAAUGAAACCGAUUGUUUAUAAAACUAAGUAAUGAUAAGUGUCAAGUGAUAACAUUCCUAUCAAUAUUAUUUUGUAAUACUACGACUGAUCUUCAUCACAUUUUUUGUGUAAAUUAUAAACGUAAAUAGUAUACUAUUGUAGACUUUAAAAAUGUGCAAUAUCAGUUUCAUUAAAAAUAUGUUCGAAAUGUUUGUCGUGAUAUUGUUAUAUUUGACUUGUAUUUUUGCAAGAAGGUUUCCGGAAGAAGAUUACGCAGGGGGCUACUUCGAUAGCCAGUAUGCUAGAACAAAAACCGCGCUGGAAAAGUUAGAACACGCUCCGCAAUGGGUUCCCAAUUGGCCAGAUUCAGCAGUAAAAAUGGGUCAGGUAUCUGGAGUAGCAUUGGACACGUCAGGGCUACUCCUUGUCUUCCACCGGGCAACCAAUUCAUGGGAUCUCAACACUUUCACAGACAGAAAUGUGUACCAGGGCAUUGGUGAUCCUCCAAUAGCUGAGCCAACAAUACUUGUAUUUAAUGAAACAGGAGAUUUACUUGACUCCUGGGGACAAAACCUUUUCUACAUUCCUCAUGGCAUCACAGUGGACAAUAAAGGCAAUGUUUGGGUGACAGAUGUAGCUCUACAUCAGGUCUUUAAGUUCACACCUGACAAUCGAAUUAAACCGGCUAUGGUGCUCGGGGAAAAAUUUAUACCAGGAGAUGAUGAUGAACACUUCUGCAAGCCAAGUGCAGUGGCUGUUCACUCAUCUGGUGAUUUCUUUGUAGCGGAUGGAUACUGUAACACACGCAUUGUUAAGUUUGCAGCUGACGGUACUAAGAUACUGCAGUGGGGGAAACGGUUCGGCGACGGCCCGUUCGUGCUGAAGGUGCCGCACGCGCUGGCGCUGGCGGAGGACCGCGGCGAGCUGUGCGCGGCGGACCGCGAGCACGGGCGGCUAGCGUGCUUCCGGGCAGACUCCGGCGCCUUCUCCGUCGCCUUCAGGCACUGGCUCGUGGGACCCAGGCUCUUCAGUCUCGCCUACGCGCCCGUGCACGGCGGUCGUUUGUACAUCGUGAACGGUCCGGCGCUGGGAGGCGGCGUGCCGGUGCGGGGCUACGCCAUAGAUUAUACAUCGGGGAAACUCAUACAAACCUUCGCACCGGACGAUGGGUUCAGCAAUCCGCACGACAUCGCAGUGACGCCGGACGGCAGUGCCGUGUACGUUGCGGAGCUGAACCCGCCACGCGUCGUGCGUUUCUGGAGCGAACCCGCUGCGUCCGCCACACGCGUCGCUGGUGACGCACGCGUCGCUGCCGUCGCGUCGGUCGCAGCCGUCGCGUCGAGCAACGUAACACACGUCACGGCCACGGCUACCGCCAUUGACGAGGGCGCGUGGUGGGGCGCGUGGAGCGGCGCGCGGGGUGGCGCGGCGGGGGGCGCGCUGGCCGCGCUCGGCGCCGCGCUGCUGCUGGCGCUGUGUCGCGCGCGCUCUCGCGGUAAGCACGCGCGCGAGCCGCUGCUCUCGUAGUGGUAUGGCUAUGACACGUGACUCGAUCGACUACUGACCCGAAUGCUAUUUGAACUGAUUCACGAUAAAUUUGAAGCAACGUAAUGCGGUACCGAUACAAUGUUGCUCUUAUUGAUUCGAGUUGAAUGCAAUUAUUUAUUAAAGUCUUAAAGCCUGCGAUGGCAAAAAACUCGUUUGAUUUAUGUGUU
This is a messenger RNA of Vanessa tameamea, 1743 nucleotides long. Its product is annotated as peptidyl-alpha-hydroxyglycine alpha-amidating lyase 1-like. Bases 200 to 1555 code for a protein of 451 amino acids. Gene Ontology annotation, molecular function: catalytic activity; protein binding. The record is from RefSeq and is a predicted model, not a curated record. Gene Ontology annotation, cellular component: membrane; extracellular region. NCBI's taxonomy places the organism in Eukaryota, Metazoa, Arthropoda, Insecta, Lepidoptera, Nymphalidae. Gene Ontology annotation, biological process: peptide metabolic process. The transcript is spliced from 9 exons.